UUACGUAAUUUGUCCAGGUUAAAACAAGAUGUUCCAUCUAUUCCAUCGCUGAUUGAUUAUUAUGCCUGAGUUGUUCUGACCGCUGUGUGUACGCCACUGCCCCCUGCUGGUUCAAACUGUUUUUACACUUCCAGUCUCUUCCUGGGGCGACGUGAGGUGAAGACGGCUCCAGACAUUUAUUAUAGACAGUUAUUUAUAUUAUAUACCUUUAUAUACAGUCUAUGAUUUAACGUAUUCAUUUAUAAACAACCAGAGUCCACACACACUGCACGAUGAUGGAGGACAGAGCUGGAGAUGCGUCACCACCACUGGACCCUGAACAUGGCCGACAAGUUCCACCCUCCAAUGACACGCCUCCUCCUGAUGAACUUCAGACCAGAGAGGACUUAUUAAUAUAUUACCGUCACCUGAGCCUGGACCCGAACACAGCGUACAGAGAGCUGGUUCUGUCUGAGAGCAACAGAAAGGCAGAGCUCACAGACUUGGUCCAGUCGUACCCUGAACACCCAGACAGGUUCUCCCACCUCUUCCAGGUGCUGUGCACAGAGGGCCUGUCAGGACGCUGUUACUGGGAGGUGGAGUUCGAAGGGUCGGUUGAAGUAGCAGUGGCGUACAGAGGCCUUGGAAGAUCAGAUUAUUAUCACGAGUGUGCGUUUGGCUGCAACGACAAGUCCUGGAGUUUAGACUUAAACACGAACAACGAGUGUUUCAGACACAACGACGAGGAGACCCCAGUGCCGGAGUCCCAGUCCUCCACAGUCGGUGUGUACCUGGAUUAUAAAGCAGGUACUCUGACCUACUACUGCGUCUGUGACACGACGCUGCAGCUGAUGCACAGAGUCGAGACCACGUUCACUGAGCCGCUCUACCCCGGGCUGUGGGUCGCACGCACCGCCCGGCUGUGUGACCUGGAGUGAAGGUCCAGCCAACAAGUGGGACGUCUCUCUCAUGUCAGCAAAUUGUGGUUCUCUGAUGACAGUGUACAGCAGUGGGGAUUGGGAUGUUGAUUUCAGCAGGAGUGUGACACAACACAUCAAGGCUGCUCAGAGAUAAUGCAAAGAUUGAUUUAGAAAUCAAAAAAACUAAUGAUGAUAAUGUAUCCAUGACCGUACGAGAAAUGAAAUACUGAAAUAUCCGAACAACUAUUGGAUGGAUCGCCAAGACAUUUUAACAUAGAUAAUAUUUAAUUUAGUGUAUUUUAUUUGAGAAGUUUCAUAUUUGCUAUAGUAAAAACCCGAUUUAAUAGAAUUAUAACGGAUUCAGGAUUUAUCUGAUUGUAAUUCAGAUAUUACCUAAUAAAAAUGUCACUGGUCACUUUGUUUAAAAAGUAUAUAUAUACACAUGUAUAUAUUUUUUAUAUAUGUGUUUUGAUGCAAAACCAAAAACUUAAACUUAAAAUGUAUAAAAGCCUCUAUGUGGUAACAUAUGAUAUGAAUAAAUCACACUUGAAAUCA
Molecule: messenger RNA, 1454 nt
Organism: Hippoglossus stenolepis (Pacific halibut)
Lineage: Eukaryota; Metazoa; Chordata; Actinopteri; Pleuronectiformes; Pleuronectidae
Product: stonustoxin subunit beta
Exons: 4
Coding region: 273-917 (214 amino acids)
Molecular function (GO): protein binding
Source: RefSeq, a predicted model, not a curated record